AUGUUUUCGGAUCGCAGUAUUGAGCUGCGCGUAACAACGUACGCCUUCUGCCGCGCGUUGAUCUCGCCCCCUCCUCCCUCAGACCUCUUAUCACAUUACUUUACCAGCUCGCCCAAGAUCACAGAGCAUGGCCCUGAGUGGUCACGCUCGCGGCUGCCUUUCCUAGCCAAGACCUUCUCUGGCAAAGACGGUUGCGAGGAGUAUUUCAAGUUGAUGACUGAUGUGCUGGACAUGGUCUUGCCGGAUGAUGCGUUCCCGAGAGAGAACGGGUUCAUUGUGGAUGCAGAUGCUGGGAUGGUGAGUGUAGUUGGUAAAGGAAGGUUUACGAGCAAGAAGACGGGCAAGGGAUGGGAUGAGCAGUUCAUCUAUCGGUUUAGUGGGUUUGAUCAUGAGGGGAAGAUAGGGCAUUGGGAGAUUUGGGCGGAUCCUUUGAGUGCUUGGGAGGCUGUUGGGGAGUGA
This is a messenger RNA of Alternaria rosae, 459 nucleotides long. RefSeq lists its product as uncharacterized. NCBI's taxonomy places the organism in Eukaryota, Fungi, Ascomycota, Dothideomycetes, Pleosporales, Pleosporaceae. Bases 1 to 459 code for a protein of 152 amino acids. The record is from RefSeq and is a predicted model, not a curated record. The transcript has a single exon.